AUGAGUCGUAUAGUGACUCGAUGGCGGUCACUCCAAGCUAGCCGUUCACUCAAGUUGCGGAUUGGACAAACGCGUAGCCUCUUUGCCUGGGCAAGUCCCAAACAAAGCGACUUACUGCCGCUCGAUCGUAUGAUUGAGGAAGAGAAGGUGGACGACUAUUCCCCGGAGAGAUUCUACCCUGUACAGCUGGGAGAGGUAUUCCGAGGCGUAUACCAAGUCGCUUUCAAACUUGGUUAUGGAGGGGUGUCUACCGUGUGGUUAGCGCGGGAUCUUCGUCGUUGGCGGUGGCAACCCGAUCGUCAUGUCACGCUCAAGGUCUACAGAAACGAUACGCCUCACAGGGCUGCGGCUGAGCGCGAGAUCGAGCUCUCGCGCGUCGUGGCGGCUGCGAACCCUGCGCACAAUGGGAGCCUGUAUGUAAGGACAAUGCUGGAUUCGUUUGAGAUAACUGGGCCACACGGUCGCCACUACUGUCUCGUACACGAGCCCCUCAGGGAACCGUUAAACAUCAUGCAGCGCCGUAUGGCCAGUUCAAGAUAUUCUUCCGUAGUCGUCAAGGGGAUUCUAUACUACGUCCUAGAAGGGCUAGACUAUCUUCACACGCAGUGUCAUAUGGUCCAUACUGAUCUCAAGCCCGAGAACAUCCUCUUCGCAUUUGAGGACAUAUCAUGCAUCGACAGGGCUGUAAGAGAAGAAGCAGACCAUCCCUCCCCCCGAAAGACAGUCGUCGAUAGGACACUAUAUCAAUCUAGAAUCAAUAUGGGGCCUCUCAAAACACCCCCAGAGUAUCUGAGGAUCAUUGACCUAAGUCACGCUGUCAGGAAGGACGAAUCAGAGUUCUUUAAAGGCUUCCUCCAGGUGAAUUCAUAUCGAGCACCAGAAGUUCUCCUGGAUAUCCCGUGGUCAUAUAGCGUGGAUAUCUGGAAUUUGGUUAUGGGAUCUACUGGAGGAUGCCGAUCUCUGUGA
Sparassis crispa is the source of this 966-nucleotide messenger RNA. RefSeq lists its product as hypothetical. The record is from RefSeq and is a predicted model, not a curated record. The transcript has 4 exons. NCBI's taxonomy places the organism in Eukaryota, Fungi, Basidiomycota, Agaricomycetes, Polyporales, Sparassidaceae. The coding region runs from base 1 to 966 and encodes 321 amino acids. Gene Ontology annotation, biological process: spliceosomal complex assembly; regulation of mRNA processing; protein phosphorylation. Gene Ontology annotation, molecular function: ATP binding; protein kinase activity.